Messenger RNA from Oxyura jamaicensis (ruddy duck), 6065 nucleotides. RefSeq names its product beta-1,3-galactosyltransferase 1 (gene B3GALT1). Gene Ontology annotation, molecular function: N-acetyl-beta-D-glucosaminide beta-(1,3)-galactosyltransferase activity. The record is from RefSeq and is a predicted model, not a curated record. NCBI's taxonomy places the organism in Eukaryota, Metazoa, Chordata, Aves, Anseriformes, Anatidae. The transcript has 2 exons. Bases 1845 to 2825 code for a protein of 326 amino acids. Gene Ontology annotation, cellular component: membrane.
UCUCAGCAGUUCUUAGGAAAAACAAACAAACAAAAAAAGACAAUCCUAUUUUAUAGACAUUUUCAUGUUUUCACUGAAAACAUAUAAAGUUGAAAAUACAGAGUAGUCACUCUCAAGCAGACUUGCUUUCAGUUUAAAUAACAUAACUGGUAAAAGACAGCAGUAGCUCUCAAAGUUUGGGGAAGUUUCAGUAACAUGGGCACAUUUGCUGCAAAUUUUAACUAGAACUCGCGUUUUUCUAUCUAAGAUUUAGAACCUUUUUAUAAAAUUCCCUAAUCCAUAGCCAUUCCUACUUUUCACUGGUAUUAAGAAUACGUAGUAAAUAUUGAAAAAUAAUGUAUAUAUCCCAAACUUAUUUCCAGAGAUCAAUUCUUCCUCUCAGUGUUGGAACACAGCAUAAAACUUUUGCAAAUCAGCAUUAAUGCAAAGAGAACUGUUAGCAUGAAAGGACCACUUGUGCAAAUACUUGCUCUUACAGUUACUGCCCUGGGCAAAGUCCAUCAUCAAUGUUUCUGUGAGCAAGGAAUGAUUCUCUAUGUACAAAUGGCAUAUCUUAAAACACGGCCUGAUUUUCAGAAAAUGCUUGAAGGCACAGAAGGGAAGCGAGCCUCUUUUAGCAUACGACAGCUGGGACCUCCCAAAGUGGAAGCAUUGAUUUUCCUAAAAAACGUGGACCUGAAACGAAUGCUUGUACUUUCCUCCCCCAGGCCGAGACUUUGGCUUCUACUUCUAUUACAAUCCAUUUCCACAUAUAUUCUAGAAAGAAAAGUCUUCCUUUGCAGCUUUGAUUGAGUUUCAGGUCCAUUUCACUAGGGCACAGCAAAAGGAUUUGGAGUUUUUGAGAAACCUUCAAAUGAAGUUGCUAGAGAAGAGCUUGCAAUCUCCUGCUAAAUCACCUAUGCCAUCUGUCCAGAAUUUCUUCAAGAAAUUACUAUGAAAACAUACAGCCAAGAUCAUAACGGUGUCCCCAGAUUCCUUUGUAGAUGUGUUCUUAAUGUUCAGGGUAAUUAUCUUCUCAACAAGACUCAGCAAUAAUCACAUACUUUUCCUUAGGUAAUUUAAGGAUUUCAUAAAUGGUGAAGACAUUUCAGUGUCUUGGUCUAUAUACAGAUGAAAGCCAUGAUUAUAGAAAACUUACAAAAAUCUCUCUUCAGGGAGAAUGAGGAGAGUUUGCUACAUUUACUAAAUAAUUUAGCGGCUGCAUUCCCUCCUUUUUUCAGGGAAAGUAAUAGGUCCAUUUUGGCAGAGAUGUGCAGUGUUAAUUUGACUCGGUUGUGCUCUGCCUGGCAGGCUCGCGGGUGCCAGGACGAGCAGCUGCCGCCUCCCUGGGCUUCACACCCGGUGUCUGCCCACAGCUCAGCAUCCUGACUGCCUCCCUCAGCAUCUAUCUUCUGCCUCAGCAGCAGCUCGCGAUAUGGUAUGGAUCACAGCCCCAGCAACGUGCCAGGCCUCACGAGCUGUGGUUUCUGUCAUACUCCUCCACCAUGAUCUGGUUAUGUUAAUCCAGUCACCCUCACACACAAUGACUGACCUGGGCAUUCUUGAAAGAAAAAAGACCAGCAACCUCUGAACAGAAAUGGCAAUGUUCUGAUACAUGGGCACAGUCCUGCAGCUGAAAUAACAGAGAAUUCCAAGAAAUGGAAGCUGCUGCUAGUAAAAGGAGACAAGCUGAAUAUCAUCAGGGUUAAUAGCUGCUACCCAAGAUCCAUGAAUGACUACAGAGUUACUCUUCUAUAUCGAACUUUCCAGUGUCAUUGGUAAUAUGCUGCCAGUCUGGGACAUCGGUGCACUGAUGGUGAGAAGGCUGUUUAUUCAUUACGCUGAAUAGAAGAGCUACAGGAACAAUGGCUUCAAAGGUCUCGUGCUUGUAUGUUUUGACAGUAGUUUGCUGGGCAAGCGCUCUUUGGUACUUAAGUAUAACUCGUCCUACUUCUUCCUACACUGGCCACAGACAGCUCAAUAGCAUAUCAAUAGCCAGAAAAAAUGUUUCCUUUGGCAACAUAAGAACUCGACCUAUAAAUCCACAUUCCUUUGACUUUCUUAUCAAUGAACCUAAUAAAUGUGAGAAGAGUGUCCCUUUCUUGGUCAUUCUUAUCAGCACAACUCACAAAGAAUUCGAUGCAAGGCAAGCAAUUCGAGAAACGUGGGGAGAUGAAAACAACUUUAAAGGAAUUAAAAUCGCCACGCUAUUUCUUCUUGGAAAAAAUGCAGAUCCCGUGUUAAAUCAAAUGGUAGAGCAAGAAAGCCAAAUUUUUCAUGACAUUAUUGUAGAGGAUUUUAUCGACUCUUAUCAUAACCUCACUCUGAAAACAUUAAUGGGGAUGAGGUGGGUAGCAACAUUUUGUUCAAAAGCUAAAUACGUUAUGAAGACAGACAGUGAUAUUUUUGUAAAUAUGGAUAAUCUUAUUUAUAAGCUGCUCAAACCCAACACCAAGCCGAGGAGAAGGUACUUCACUGGUUACGUUAUAAACGGAGGACCAAUACGAGACGUUCGCAGCAAGUGGUACAUGCCGAGAGAUUUGUACCCCGACAGCAACUACCCACCCUUCUGUUCAGGCACUGGCUACAUUUUUUCAGCUGAUGUAGCAGAACUGAUUUACAAAACCUCCCUUCAUACCAGACUCCUCCAUCUUGAAGACGUGUACGUCGGACUCUGUCUUCGGAAGCUGGGCAUUCACCCCUUCCAAAACAGUGGCUUCAACCACUGGAAAAUGGCCUACAGCUUGUGCAGGUACCGCAGGGUGAUCACGGUGCACCAGAUAACGCCAGAAGAAAUGCACAGAAUUUGGAACGACAUGUCAAGCAAGAAGCAUCUUAGAUGUUAAGAUUUUUACAGAUGUAAAUACCUUUUUUAAAUAUUGCUUUAGUCUGGUUAUUUUUUGACAAAGUGAUGUACUGAUUUACAGGUUAAACUGUGGGAUAUUACUGUGAGAGGAUUUUUAAUGACUGAUUUUUCAUUCUCGUUUUGACUACUGGUUUACAGACUUCAGGCUCUUUUCAUAAGGACAUUACACCAAUCAAAAGGAUCUAGAGUCAAAUCUCAGAUUUUGUAUAUUAUCCUCUAUCACACAUAUCAGCUCCUGCAUCUGUACAUAAAUGGACAGUAAUAAACUAUCAUGAGCUGCUUAACAGUUCAUGCCCCAGCCUCUGAGGUAAGACUCAGGCCUAAGAAAUGAAGAAUUACAAAUACACUUUUAUCCCUUUUUGACACCCUACAAUCAUCCCUACUCAGAGCUUUGUUAAUAAAUUGAACUGUAUAUAUUUGCACUGAUCUUACACACCUACCUUAGCAUCUAUGACUUAUAGUACAAUGUGUGCAAUCUCCAAACAGCUCACAGAUGGCGCAGUAGCAGAAUUUAGACAGGUAAGAACAUCAAAGUCUCAUAGGCCUUAGAAACAAGCCUACACAGAGAAGAAUAUUUUUAUUCCCCCAAAUCACAUCCCUUUAAAUCAUUUCAGAAAGUUCCCCACUUCUUUCUACUGCCAACAGUAGCCCCUAAAAUAUCAAGUCAAAUUUUAAAAUGAAAUAGGAUCUGUAGAUGAAAUAUAAAACAGCAGAGAUGUAUGAAAUACAUCUUAAAUAUCUGUGAUAAGAGUACGAAUAUCUUAAUUUUGUUACAAAUCUGUAGCUCUCCAUAAGAGCCAAUACUCAGAGGUCCAGCUCAAAAAAGAACUCAAGAGAUCCACAGAGCAAGUGGUAGAAAUUAAAUACACAAGGUUUUAGUCAAGUUUUGUAACAUCCUUAUGUAUUUUGAAUAUGAAUGGUUAUGAAAUGUCAUGAAAAUUAUUUCCUGGAAAAUUCUUUGAUAGGUUCAAGCCAUCCCUACUCAGUAUCACCUUCCAACAAAGAACUAAAAUGUGACGUUGCUUAACAAAUAACUUGGAAUGAAGAAUUCAUAGGCAAGUCACAGGUACAAAACUCACCAAAUGUAUUAUUAGCUGUAGAGUACUCACACCAUCCACAGCAUGCACAAAAAUUGCAUACAUUUCAGCUGGAGAUAUGCAUAAUGUGGAAAACUGGUAAGACUGUACGUUAUUCAGGAUGUCUACAGAGUUGUCAGAAAUUAACUGAACAAGGAUUUAAAGGAAAACUCUGAACUGAUUUUGCCAUAGGUGUACAUAGUACUUUGUAAUGAUAACAAAUGAAUGAAGAUGCUACCCAAAAGUUUUGCAGUUUUAAGACAAAGUCUUAGUACUAUUCACAGAUGGAGCACUGUUUUGAAAGGAACUACUUGUAAAUAAGAUGAAGUGCACCUGGCCCUCGAGCCACAAGCAUUAGAUGUCUCAAAGAUGUACUUCAAAUCUAAAGGUGAAGCUACGCAAUAGAUAGCCCAGGAGUUACUGCUAAUCAACAGGAGCUUGCGCAUCCUUUGUAUGUGAAAAUCAGUAAUUUUAUUUUAAAAAAUAGUGAAUCUCUUGCAGCAGAUUAAGAUUUAUCCUUCCCUAGUUGACCUAGUCCUUGUUAAAGUUGCUCUUGCUUCCUGUCAAACACAGAACUCCAGCAAAACAAGGUCCAUCUAAUUGCACAUACAAAUAUAUGUAUAUAAUACACAGAGAAUGAAAUUCAGCUUUUCUUAUCGAGGCCCCAUGAUAUGCAGUUUAGGAAGGGAAACUAGGGUGGAAUUCAUCCCCAGCCCUCGGGUAAGUCACAGAGUGUGGGCACAGCCCUACCAGGGCACGCUUUCUAAGAAUUCCAGCCAAUAGGCUGCCAUCACUUCCCCGUCUGUCCGUGCUGUGCUGUAAACUGGGGUUUCUGAAUCCCCAGCCAAACGGAUUUGGUGGCCUUUCUUCUCCCACUGACACUUUUGUGGCCUUUGGUUAGUAACCCAGAGGACAGCAGGGCUCCCAAGUCCUGGUACCUCAGGGCUCGAGUAGCACAGCAGCCUUGAAUUUCUCCCCUAGUAAUAAAUAAACUGCAUUAAUGAUUGGAAUUGAAAACCUUGAAAACAAUAUCUGAAAAAUGUAUUUCCUGCCAUUUAUAAAUAGAUAGAUCUUAAACAGAAAUGUAAAUGCUCAUCAUGGAACUUAUGUACAUAUUUCUAAGACAUUUUCUUCUGUAUUCAGCUGUAUAUAUGCAUAGAGGCUGCUUGCUGCAUAGUAUUCUGUUGUGCAUGGAGCUGAGUUAGGCAUUAUAUUUGUCCAGUGUUUCAAGAGCCUUAAGCAUGUGUGCCCUAACUUUUGAAUGUACAAGAUUUUUUUUUCUUUUAUUAAGUGAAUUAAAGAAAACAAGAGCCUAAUUUUCUACUUCUAUUAAUUUUCUGAUAUUUGACUUCACUAGAUUGUUAAAUAUGUAUAAACAGAUUUAUUUUCCCUUUGCUCAUAAACUGCAGUAUUGCAACCUAGAUCUAGAAAGGGAGCAAUACAGCUACUCAUAGCAGCAUGGGAGUUACUGUCCCUUCCACUCAGAAGUAUUUGUGGCACCUUGGGUACUGUUAAAUAAAAUGUUUUGCAUUGGGCUUCCUUUAAUCAAAAGUAUUUAGUACUUAAAGGCCAUUUUGUUUCACUGGGCAUGGGGCAGAUGAAAAUUUGGUUAAGAUGUUCCAGCUUCUAGUCACUUCAAGUGUGAGUAUAAUCUUAUUUUGAUUUCAAAACAUACAUUAACAGAGUAUAUUGAGCUAAGAAUCUAUGGGGAAAAACGCCUCUCUUUUGGAGGAAUUUUUCACUUUCUUGGCUAAAUCUCUGACAGUAUUUAGACACAAGUCUCAAGAUUCAUUUUCCAUCUUUCCUAAUAAUAAUGUUGAGUAUCAAUUUUGAUUCAUUGUAGGGAUCAUUUUUUUGUCUUUAUAACAUAGGUGGCAAUGGCAAUUUGUAAAUGAAGAAUGUAAUUAACUAGAAAAGCUUGUCAACAGUAACCGAACUUUAAGUGUAUCAUUAUAUAUGACUGGCUGUACUUAUGUAUUUAUUUGUCUAAAUUGUAUAUAUUGUUUCAUCUCUAGUGUCUGUAGGAGUGCAUUCUUUUAGAUUAAAGUAUUAUUUACAGUUUUGUGGGAUUGCCAGCAAAGCUGCUAAUCAAGAUACUAUUUUUUUGUAUCAAUGUCAAAUAAUAAAAAAAAAAUAAGAACAGA